CCGUAAUCUCUGUGCGAGGUCACUUGCAGCUGCCGCAGACAGUGAUGGCAGGCGAAGCAACGUGUAUACGCUGACAGUGUUUGGGCGAUGAACAGUGUACGCUGCGGUGAGCCAAGUGGGCAGAGACCAGGGUCUAAGACAGAAGGACCAUUCUAGAGUUCUACAUUCGAACGUCCCCAAGUGAAGCCGAUACGCUCUCUUCCAGUCAUGUUGCAACAACCGACUCAAGCUAUGCAUCCCUCGAUGGAGGCUCAACAGAUGCCUCUCACAAUGGAGAGACAUAUCCAACAGACCAACGAGAGAUUGCAGGUGAUAUGUCAGCAACUGAAGACUCCUCAGGGUUUCAUAUCUGCAGCCAGGGAGCUCCUGGACUGGUGUGGUGAUGUGAGGGCCUUCCAGCCCCACUAUGAGAUGGGUCUCAUGAUGUGUCUACAGGCCGUCAGUAGAUUCGCUGCCUCUCCCGGUUUCGACCUCAAUCUCGGAAUCUGGAAUGUUCAUGUUGCCAGCUACUGUUUGGGGUACAGACUGCUAGCAGUGUGCUCCAGUCACAAGAACAAGUUCUCAGCUGAUCAUGCAGCUGUGUUAGGUCAGUGGUGUGAGGAGCUGGGUCGUCUCAUGCUACUCAGGCACCAGAACAGAACGAGGCAGAUGGAGGUCGGCCGGAAUCAGUCCCAGACGGCAGCCAUGGAGAUUGCCAAGGCAGCGGCUCUCUACGCAGCCAACCAGCACAUGCAGAGGCCCUAUGGGGCAAGUGAUGGACCCAAUGCCCAGUGGGUCGGGGGAGAUCAGCAGUUCAGUGUCGUGACCACCGUACACGCAGGUGCCACCAACCCCAUGGAGAUGGGGGGAGCCCCUGGUCAUUUCGUGACCCCAAUGAACCACCCUCAUCCGAACAGCGUCUCCUAUACCACCAGUCCGCACGCUCUCGGGAGUGCUCAGUGGGCACCGCCCAACGCCAAUCUCUUCCCGCAGAACAGCGGAUUACCCAAUCACAUAGGGCCCCCCCACCCCCCCAGGGGGAAUGCCUCCAAACGCCACUUUCUCUGAUCCGCACGCGGGUGGGGCCCGGUUCAGGACGACGGUUCCCGGAGGAGACCAGAGGUCGCAGGGGUCAAAUCUGUCGGCAGCUGCUGCAGCCGCUGCGGCCGUGAUGGCUGCUGCCACGGCAACGGCCCACGCCACGGCGACCCUGACGCUGAAACCAGGGGUUCAAUCGCAGGGGUUUCCCCCUGACAACGGAGGUCCCCCUCCCUCCAUGCAUCCACAGCAACAGCAGCAGGCUCAGUCUGUCAUACACCAACAAACACCACCUCACCAGGGUAACCCUCAGGGUGUAGGACAUAACAGUACAUCCAGUGCUCCUUCGUCUGUCCCUCCUCCCUCCUCCACCCCCUCACACUUACAACAACAACAACAACAACAACAGCAACAGCACACCACGACUCCAAACAGUACUGCUCCCAUCUCUCAGGUACUAUAUACAUAAUAUUAUAUAGACUACAUUACAUACACAAUAGGAUAAUGUGACGUGAUGCACAUUAUAUACGUAGAAGCCCAACAAAGGGUUGUAUGUGAGAUUAGAUAUCAUGGGUUUUGGUGAGAACGAGACAGCUCUAAUAUAUAGAAGAAACUGGAGUAUGAUUUUGCUUUAGAGACACUCGAGAGUGCAAACCACGUUCUGAAGAAAAGGAGUUCAAGAUACUGUAUGUAAACCGCUAGACUCUGCUGCUCUCCGUCUGUGUUAGUAACUUUUUUAGCUCUCACUUGCACUGUUGUUGGUGUUAUUUAAGGAGGAUAUCUUAUUUGUUAGAGCUAUAUACUGGACAGUAUGUAUAUAUGUUGCAGUGCCCAGACAGGAUAGCAUGAGCCCUGUAUGGGCGAAUGCUGUCCUGUCUGGGUACUGCAACAGAUUUGUUGGAUAUCCC
This is a messenger RNA of Geodia barretti, 1925 nucleotides long. Lineage: Eukaryota; Metazoa; Porifera; Demospongiae; Tetractinellida; Geodiidae. The record is from the annotation of a GenBank genome assembly.